AUGUGCACCGGCAAAUUGAUCCGCUUCUUCUGCCCGGAGGCUCGCAAGGAAAACAAACUCUGUCCAAAUUACAAUACCACAAGUGGCGUAAUCAAGGAUCACCGCAAGGUGUGGAUGCACUCCGAAUUCAAGUGCUGCGGCCGCCAUGCCGGCCCAUGUGUCGAAUGUGAGGACCUGUACGAGCCCAAAAAUGUCAAGGUUGUCAACGCCUGGGCUGUCUUGUGCGAUGGCUGCGGCGCCCGUCUAAGAAGCGAUAUUAAGGCUAUCAUGGACGCCGUGGAUGCCACCUCCGACAGCGAGAACCUGUCGGAUCAACGGUCCGUGAUUGGGUUACGUGAGACGACGGCAAGUUCGAGUGGUACUGACUGCAACGGUCUAAGGGGUGCAAAGAGGAGAUGGCAGCGAGUCGCGCUGGGGUGA
Messenger RNA from Chaetomium globosum CBS 148.51, 420 nucleotides. RefSeq lists its product as uncharacterized. NCBI's taxonomy places the organism in Eukaryota, Fungi, Ascomycota, Sordariomycetes, Sordariales, Chaetomiaceae. The transcript is spliced from 2 exons. The record is from RefSeq and is a predicted model, not a curated record. The coding region runs from base 1 to 420 and encodes 139 amino acids.